AUGCAACGGAGAGACAUAUUGAGGACAUAUAAGCAUUUUUUGUUGUUACUGCUGUCGGGUGGGUGCACACCAGUUGUGCGCGAGGAGUCAUGCACUAAUCUUUGCUUUAAUGUGUUGCUGAUUCACUUUUAUUUAUAUUUUCAUGAAGUAGUAGUCAUGUUCGCUACGUUGGGGUCGUGGCCGCGGGGCAUUCACGUCUUUUUGAAUGAGACGACCAAAAGGAGCGUCGAACCGUGGUAUUUGGGCUAUGAAGAGCGGCGCCGUCUAACCCGGGAUCCGCGAGUAGUUCGACAAUUAGAAUUGGAGGAUGAGUGGAAGGACACCUGCCUGGAAGGUGUAUGGAUGGGAUUUCGUCGAUUUGCUCGGCCUCUCAAUGAUUUCAAGAUUACAGAAGCCUGUUUUCACGAGUAUCUUUCUUUUGUGGGUAUUUCCAAUGAAUAUCUUAGAAACCGAAUUACCAGUCUUUUUAGGCUUGAAAAUUCUGCGGAGAUUGACUGCCUGCGGGUCUGCAAGGUUCUUUUUACGGGGCUAACGGAGGAGAGCACGUCUUCUAAAUUUUUGGACCACUGCUUCCGGUGUAUCCCAUCGAACCCGGUUUCCGGUGACGUGGAGGUCGACAUUGUGAAAAAGGCAUGUGAGGCGCAACACGCUAUUACUGACAAAAAGUUCCCAACGGAACUACGGAUACAGCAAUUGGAAGGUGUUUUGAGGUAUUUCAAUGAGGCGGAAGAACCUAACUUUAAUCUGGAGACGUUCAAGGAUUUAUUCUUCCAUCCAGAUUGGUGUUUAUGGGCAAGCAGCUUCAUCAAGUGCAUAUAUGAGGCUGCAGCUAAGUACUUCAGUGCCCCUAAUGGUAUCUUACCACCUGUCCCGCUGCGGUGGAUCAAAGCCGCCGAGCCACUGCCAUUUGACCGCAAUGACAUUUACGAUGCGGAUGCCUUGCUCCUUAGGAAUGUUGAAAUAUUAGGCAGGGAAAAUGGUGAUGUCAAGAAAAGACGCAAAAGCCCUGGAAAAGCACGGAGUUCGAAGAGGCGAUCAUGA
Molecule: messenger RNA, 1041 nt
Organism: Trypanosoma brucei brucei TREU927
Lineage: Eukaryota; Euglenozoa; Kinetoplastea; Trypanosomatida; Trypanosomatidae
Exons: 1
Coding region: 1-1041 (346 amino acids)
Source: RefSeq, a predicted model, not a curated record